Molecule: messenger RNA, 1410 nt
Organism: Ictalurus furcatus (blue catfish)
Lineage: Eukaryota; Metazoa; Chordata; Actinopteri; Siluriformes; Ictaluridae
Gene: phyhip
Product: phytanoyl-CoA hydroxylase-interacting protein
Exons: 6
Coding region: 286-1290 (334 amino acids)
Cellular component (GO): cytoplasm
Molecular function (GO): protein binding
Source: RefSeq, a predicted model, not a curated record
GGGUACUCAGAGACUGGAGGGCAUGGAGGUGUAACAGGCGAGAGAGAGAGAGAGAGAGAGAGAGAGAGAGGACACGUGAAAGAGGAGGAGAAGAAAGAUAGAGAAAGAGUAAUCCCUCCAUCCUUCUUCCACUCCAGAGCAGAGACACAAACAGCAUCACAGCAGCAUCCGUGUUUCUCUCUCGCUCUCUCUCUCUCCCUCUUUGUCUCUCUCUCUCUCUCUCUCUCUCUCUCUCUCAAUCAGUCCAGUAUUUGUGUUGAUCGCAGAGCUGCAGGCACUGAGGCGAUGGCCGAGGUGUUAGAUCUCCUCUCCACACCCCAUAACGUCCAAAUCAGUGAGGUGACCUGUGACUCGUUCCGCGUUGCCUGGGAGAUGACCCCGGAGGAUGCCGGACGUGUGACGCACUACUUCAUCGACCUCAGCCGCAAAGCCGGAGGAGAGAGGAACCGCUUCAAACACAAAGAUGUUCCCACUAAGCUGGUAGCUAAGGCGGUGCCGCUGCCGAUGGCCGUGAGAGGUCACUGGUUCCUGAGCCCUCGUACCGAGUACUGUGUGGCCGUACAGACGGCUAUCCGCCAGCCUGAUGGAGACUACCAGGUGUCUGAGUGGAGUCAGGUGGUGGAGUUUUGCACUGGGGAUUACGCUGUAGAUCAUCUGCAGCAGCUCCUGGAUAAAGCCCAGGGUGUAGCGGGACGGCUGCUGCGCUUCUCCGUGUUUUACCGCAACCAGCAGCCCGAAUACUUCCACUACGUCAGAACGGAAUGUGGAGGUUCAAUGCCCCCGUCUCUAAAAGACAACAGCGGCAGCCACGGCUCGCCCAUCAACGGAAAGCUCCGUGGCAUCUUCCUGAGCUGCAACACCGAGUUCGACACGGGUCUCCCUCCUAAAGACUCGCCCUACGGCCCCCUGCGCUUCCAGAUCUCCGCCGCGCUCCUCCUGAAGCCCGAGACGCACCUCUACUUCGCCGAUUUCUACUGCAUGUACACUGCAUAUCACUACGUCGUCUUGGUGCUGGCCCCUGUCGGCUCGGAGGGCGAUCGCUUCUGUGACGGGCGUCUCCCCCUGCUGGACCUCUCCUCCAAUCCUUUCCUGACGUACGUCCCCGGGGACGAACCGACGUUCUGUCAUGCCAGUGACGUCAUCCUGGAGGUUAUGUACACGGAGGCGCUGCCUUUAGAUCAAGGCACGGUGGCGCAGAUCAGAGGCCAUCACCAGCUCAUGAGCCUCUCCACGGCCAACGCCAAGAAGGACCCGAGCUGCAAGGUGUGUAACAUCAGUGUCGGACGCUGAGACACCGAGACCGAGACCGGACUGAAGUGGUGCAAUGUUUUUGACGCGACAGUCUGCAUCUAGAACUGCGCUAGAGCUUUAAAAAAAAAAAACAACAAAAAAAAACGUUCUUAGCAGUGU